AUGAAAUUCCUAACAUCGCUUGCACUUUUUGCCGCUAUCUUUACUGCAUCUACUCAUACUGUCGAUGCUCACUCAUCAUUACUAUUCCCGCUUCCACGAGCACACCCAAAAAACCCAAACGCAGCAACAAAAGACUUUGCAUGCUUAACAACCCCACUAAACGGCGGCCCAGGCUGUGCACCAAAACCGUUUCCAUGCGGUGGCUAUGCACAAGAUACCAAAAUCACUCAAGUUCUAAAAGCCGGUCAAGUAAUCAACGUUAAAUUCUGGAACCCGAAUUUCCCAGACGGCCCGAAACCAGGUGACGAAUCACGUGAUCAAGCGCGUCACAAUGGUGGUCUGUGUGAAUUUGCGUUAUCAUAUGACGGUGGAAAAACGUACACGGUUAUUGCUACUUAUCAUCAAACUUGCCCAGAUAUAUUUUUCGAUUGGAAAGUAAAGAUCCCAGAGAAUGCGCCAUCGUGUGACAAGCCUGGCAAAUGUAUUUUUUCGUGGUCGUGGAUAAAUGCCGUGGGAAAUCGCGAGUUUUACCAGAAUUGUGCUGAUGUGAAAAUCGUUGGACACUCUACUAAACCGUUAAAGAUUAUCGAUAUUACUCGUGCUAAUUUGCCGCCUCAAUUCCCGAAAAUUUUGACUCCUACUGGUGAUCCUAAUAACAAUGGUAAUCUGAAAGGAUCUGGUCCGUUGGCAUCUGAUGUUUCUGCUAAUCUGAAAAAUAAAAUCGGUGGAGGCAAAGGAACUACGGCUUCAACUACGGCUUCAACUUCGGCUCCAACUUCGACUCCAAAACCAACUGCCAAGAAAUCGAAAGGUAGUGGUAAGAAAGGUGGCAAGAAAGGUGGUAAAAAAGGUGGCAAGAAAGGUGGCAAGAAAGGCAGUGGCAGUUCAUCGUCAUGUACCGAUGGACAAAUGACAUGCGUAAAAUCCGGUUCAAGCGCUACCUUCAACACAUGUGUUAAUGGGUCUAUCGUGGCUAGACAAUGCCCAAGUGGUACCGUGUGUACGACAGUCAGCAGUUCGAUUCAAUGUGCACGAUCUAGUCGUAAACUCUAA
Molecule: messenger RNA, 1053 nt
Organism: Ambispora gerdemannii
Lineage: Eukaryota; Fungi; Glomeromycota; Glomeromycetes; Archaeosporales; Ambisporaceae
Source: the annotation of a GenBank genome assembly